This is a messenger RNA of Rhizophagus irregularis DAOM 181602=DAOM 197198, 2474 nucleotides long. RefSeq lists its product as uncharacterized. NCBI's taxonomy places the organism in Eukaryota, Fungi, Glomeromycota, Glomeromycetes, Glomerales, Glomeraceae. The record is from RefSeq and is a predicted model, not a curated record.
GUUAAAAUAUCUACUGAUCCUUUUAUUAUUAUUUAGUGAAUCAAGGUAUUAUAUAGUAUAUAUGUUGUCAUACUUAUAAAUGUCACUAUCGGAAACAGCCCAAUAGAUUGGCAGUCCCGAUUAACCUGAUCACGAUCAAGUAUAAAAGGAGUCUCAAAAAAAAAUAAAAAUAAAAAUUAAUACAACUUUGUUGUUUUAUAAUAUUAAACAAUGCAUAAAUAUAUGAAUAUUUACGAAAAAUAUAUGGGAAUAUUUAGUAAAGGGAAUUAUUAUCCAAUAAAAGAGGUGGAUAAUAAUCAACGUGGGAUUUCCUUCAUAGGAAGCAUUGCACUUUUGGUUUCUGCCAUGACAGGUCCUGGACUCGUAACAAUUCCCUUACUUUUUCAAAUGUCGGGUUGGUUGAUUCCUACCAUAAUGUUCAUCAUUGCUAUGUCACUGAGUGCUAUCUCUUCUUUACUUUUAUGUGAAGCAUUAACGACGAUUCGAGGAAAUGAAUAUUUUCAGCGUAAAAUUGAAUUUACGCAUUUAACAAAUUUUUUGAUCCCACAAAAAAAAACCCGAAUAAUAAUACAAAUAAUUUUAUAUUUAUCUAUAGAAUCAGUCAUAAUUGCUUCAAUUAUAUUAUCAGCUCAAUCAAUGGAUUUGAUGCUAUUGAAGUGGGCUGGUAAAACUUGUGGAUUGGGUUUUCAUCCAAAUUUAGGAUUCUUUUGUAUAAAUGAUGCUAUUGAUGAGAGUAGUCCGUUCGGAUCAAAUUACAUGAUGGCAUCUUUAGGAUUUAUGAUAACGUUGGGAUUUUGUGCUCCUUUGGCAUUUUUGGAUUUAGUUGAUAAUAUAGUCGUACAAAUUUUUUCUUUCGGGACACUCGUUUUUAUUGCGAUCACAUGGAUCGCUACAUUCAUACUCACUGGACUGCAUAAAGAAUAUGUUCCGUUGGCCGGUAGCAAUCAAAGUCAGGUCGUUGGUACCGUGUUAUUUAAUUACGCAUUUGUAACUACCGUUCCAAGUUGGGUCAACGAUUUGCGACCAGAUGUUUCUAUCAGAAAAGCUACAUGGUAUUCAGUUAUGAUAACUACUUCAGCAUAUAUAUUAUUAGGAAUAUUAGGAGGAAUGACAUAUAAAAUGGAUUUAGCAUCAAAUAUUAUAGCAGAAAUUGAUAAUUCAUCUCAUCGAAAUAUUUUGACGGAUAUCGCAACAUUUUUAUUCCCACUUGCUGGUUUAUUAACUAGUAUACCAGUUUAUUCUAUUGUUGUACGUUAUAAUUUAGAAAGAUCAGGUCUUUGUAAAAGGGGAAUGGCAAUUUUAUUAUCAACAUUUUUACCAUGGAUAAUAGUUUUACCAUUUCAAUCAGGAUUUUGGUUAAAUAUAUUUACAAAUUGGACUAGUUUAUUAUUUACUAGCGCGAGUAAUUUUAUCAUACCAUUUUAUUUAUAUAAUUUAAGUCAAAAACGAAAAAAUCAAAUUUCUUCUAUAGAAAUAAUUGAACAAAGAGAAAAAGAUUUAGAAACAACUACAUUAAUAGUUACAUCAUCAGCAACGGCAACUCCACCACCAUCAGUACCACCAUCAUCACCUUUGCUUAACGCCGAUAAAAAAGAAUUACCUAAUAUAGAUAUUAAUAAUAUAAUCGAAAAAGCAACAAAUAUAAUUAGUGGUACAAGUUCUUCAACUGGUGGUGAUAAUUUACUUCAUCCUAAUAGAACUUUACAUCAUCGUUAUAAUCGUAGUAGUGAAAAUAUUAAUGAUAAUUUAAUAAUUACAACGUCAACGACACCAACGACACCAACUACACCAAUAUCACCAAUAUCACCAAUAUCACCAAUGUUACCAACAUCACCACUACCAAUAUCACCAACAACAUCAUCGUCAUCAACAAUUAAACCUGAACCUUUUACCGCUUUUCCUACUGACAGAAAGUGUAGAAUGAUGGUUUCUAAGAUUGCUGGAAUUAUCGCCAUAAUUUUAGUUGGUGGAAUUAUUAUUUAUGAUCUUAUUAAAUUAGCACUUGGUAGUAAUGAGUUUGAUUUAUCUGAUAAUAAUUAGAAAUUUUUUUUUGGCGUGAAAAAGUAUGUAUGUGUCAUAAAAGAGAAAAAGGUGAGUAGAAAAAUAAAAAGAUAAUAAUUAUAGAUGUAAAAAUAAUUUUCUUUCUUUUUUUUUAUUCUUAAUUUAAUUGAUCUAAUUAUUUUAAUCGUUUGUUUUUUUAUUACAAAAAAAAAAAAAAUUAAAAUUAAAAAUUAAAAUAAAAAUAUAUGAACAAAAAAAAAGAAAUUUGAAUUAAUUAUUUUUUUUUAUGAUUGAAAUGAAUAUAUGGGGAGAGGGAGGGAGAAAGAAUUAAAAUAUUAAAAAGAAAAUUUUAAAUUUUUAAAAGACAUCUCCGAUUUUUAUACCAAAUUAUUAUUUGCAUUAUUUGCAUUAUUACUUAGUUUAAAAAAAUUUUUUUUCACUUGAAUUAAAUGCAUAUAAGUGGACAAAUGACG